Messenger RNA from Owenia fusiformis, 955 nucleotides. The record is from the annotation of a GenBank genome assembly. NCBI's taxonomy places the organism in Eukaryota, Metazoa, Annelida, Polychaeta, Sabellida, Oweniidae.
UAGAUACCACAGUUUCACAUGUAAAAUCCUAAACGAGAAACCAAACCUUGUGACAGAAUCUAUUAACUCUCGCUUGUCAACUUACGUUCAAAUGAGACUCACCUUAUUGGAUAAAUAUAGAGAUUUAAACACACAGUGCAGAAGAAUCAGACUGAGCAUAAAACACAAAAUUCAAAAUUUCUUCAAAAGUAGAGAAAUUUUGGAAAACAGAGAUUUUAGUAUUUUGCAGUCAUUCUUUUUACACUUCGAACAAUACAUAGACAAUCAGGGCACAGCUAGUUUGGAUAAUUUGGAGCUGAAUCUUGGAAAUCUACUGCAUGAAAUCAAUGGUGCAGCAUUCAUACACAAAGUCAAUAUAAGGAAUAUGGAUGCAAGAGAUAUAGCUAAUACAUUGCAACAGAAAUUUGAAGCAACUCUGAUCAGACCCCCUAUCAAAUUCUUUAAAGAUUUAACUACUAAACAACUAAGACCUCUUGCACAUAUCGAUCAAUGUAAAGAUGUAUUAGUAGAACUUUUCAAUCAAUGUCAUACUUUGAUAAAUUUGGAACAGUUUCAACUUGGAGUAUUGAACAACAUGAUUGUCAAUGCAUUUCUUGAACACAAAGAUAUGUUAUUGCUACAAAAGGUUAUGUCAUCAAAGUACGGUGAUAUGGACAUAAAAGUUGAAAAUAAAAUAAAUGAAGAUUCUCAAAGGGAAUUUGAGGCGCAAAUUUACAUAGAAGCCAAGUACAUGGCACAAGUUUCACCCACUUUAAGAUGGAAGGAGGAACAAUGGGUAAUAUUAUGUGUAUAUUCAGUUUUAAUAGCUCUCCUUGCAGCUGUGAUCUAUUUAGGUUAAGUUUGCUAUUUCUGACUUCUCAGUGCCAUUUCUCUCCAGCAAGAACCAAAAGACUUUGUGGCAUAUCACAAUACAACAAGAAAAGAUUAAAAAAUCGGCAAGGUAAAUCUAUAUAAG